GCUCACAUGGGCCGAGCGCCCGAACCGAACCAAAACCUCUCCCUCCCUUCACCGUGGCCGUCCAGUACGCCACCGUCUUCUUCUUGCCCCGUCCCCAUCCGACCCACCAUCAUCUCCCGCCUCGCGACUGUCCUACGCGCUUCCAGAACCCAAUCCCUAGCCAACCCAACGCUAGAUCCCAAUUCCCCAGCCUACUCACGGGACAUGGGCGUGGAUAAUCCGCCGCCGAUCACCGGCUCCGGCCGCGACGGCGACGCGUUCGCUUUCAUCUCCAAGGGAUGGCGCGAGGUGCGGGACUCGGCGACCGCCGACCUGCAGCUGAUGCGGACGCGGACCGACAGGGAGCUGGGGCGCCUCCUCGCGUCGGCGUCGGCGCUCGCGGGGCCCGGACCGGCGCAGCCGGUGGCCGCGGGGGCGCCCUUCGCGGAGCUGGAGUUCGUGCGGAAGCGGAUCCAACCCAAGAUUGCGGAGCUGAGGAAGCAGUACUCGUCGACAGUGCUCGACGGAUGGCCGCCAAAGUCCGGCGCCAGCCUCCGCGUCGACCUCUCUGGGAUUACGGCUAUCCGCAACGCCAUUGUGUCCAGCGGGAAGGCUGAUGGCGGUGACGAGGGGAAGGAGUGGGAGGUCGUCAGGAUGAUACGGAACGGGCUCAAGGAGUUCGAGCGCCGGAGCCUGUCAAGUGAGAUGUCUGCUGGGUUUCGUGUCCGCACCGACUUUGUGGAGAAAUUUAAACUGAGCUUGAAAUCUAUGAACAAAGAGUCUCAGGAACCGAAGAAAUCUAUGAACAAAGAGUCUCAGGAACCGAAGCAGGAUGCCCCGCCACUGGAUCUAACUGAAAUACUGGCAUGUCUAGUCAGGCAGUCUGGACCAUUCUUGGAUCAACUUGGUGUACAAAGAGAUCUGUGUGAAAAACUAGUGGACACAUUGUACAGUAAACGGAAUGGCCGGCUCAUGCAUCCGCCUUUUUCAGGAGAUAGAUCCUUAAUUGGUAAUGAGGACAUAACUAAUGAGCUUGAUCUAAGAAUAGCUAGGGUGCUAGAAAGUACUGGCUAUCACAGAGAAGGUUUUUGGAACGAUCCUUCAAAGUACAAGAUCUCAGACAACAGACGACAUGUUGCAAUUGUCACCACAGCAAGUCUUCCGUGGAUGACUGGGACAGCUAUCAAUCCACUGUUCCGUGCUGCAUAUCUGGCAAGAAGUACAAUGCAAAAAGUGACACUAGUGGUUCCUUGGCUCUGUAAGUCAGACCAGCAACUAGUCUACCCGGAUAACAUCACCUUUUGUUCACCAGAAGAGCAAGAAACUUAUAUUAGGAACUGGCUACAGGAAAGACUUGGCUUUGCAGCAAAUUUUAAGAUAUCCUUCUAUCCUGGCAAGUUCUCAAAAGAGCGACGAAGCAUUAUUCCUGCAGGGGAUACCUCAGAAUUCAUUUCCUCAGGAGAAGCUGAUAUAGCAAUUUUGGAAGAACCAGAGCAUCUCAAUUGGUAUCAUCAUGGGAAGCGUUGGACAGAUAAGUUCAAUCAUGUCAUUGGCGUAGUUCAUACAAAUUAUCUAGAGUAUAUCAAAAGGGAGAAAAAUGGUGCUCUUCAAGCUUUCCUUGUUAAACAUAUCAAUAAUUGGGUGACUAGGGCAUACUGCCACAAGGUUUUACGUCUUUCUGCAGCAACUCAAGAUCUACCCAGGUCCAUCAUUUGCAACGUUCAUGGUGUAAAUCCAAAGUUCCUCAAUAUUGGCGAAAAAGUAAUAGCGGACAGGGAGCGUGGACAUAACUCUUUUUCCAAGGGAGCAUACUUUCUUGGGAAGAUGGUUUGGGCUAAAGGCUAUAAAGAACUGAUUGAUUUGUUAUACAAACACAAAAAUGACUUGGAGGGCUUCAAGUUAGAUGUUUAUGGAAAUGGCGAGGAUUCACAGGCUGUCCAGGCUGCUGCUAGGAAAUUGGAUUUGGGCAUCAAUUUCUACAAGGGAAAGGACCAUGCCGAUGAUUCACUCCAUGGGUACAAGGUUUUCAUCAAUCCCAGUGUUAGUGAUGUACUGUGCACAGCAACUGCUGAGGCUCUUGCAAUGGGGAAAUUUGUUAUCUGCCCCGAUCAUCCAUCAAAUGAAUUUUUCAAGUCAUUUCCCAACUGCUUGAUGUAUAGAACUCCAGAGGAAUUUGUUGCCCGAGUGAAGGAGGCCAUGUCUAGUGAACCUCAACCUUUGACCCCUGAGAAAAGAUACAGUUUGUCGUGGGAAGCAGCAACCGAGAGAUUUAUGCAGUACUCAGAGCUUGACAAAGUUCUGAAAGAUAGAAAUGCUCAGUGUGGAGAAGGUGUAAAGAGAAAAGGAGUGAGGAAGCUACCUUUACUCCCCAAAUUCUCGGACAUCUUGGAUGGGGGACUGGCAUUUGCUCAUUACUGCGCAACCGGCAAUGAGAUCCUAAGAAUGGCAACAGGAGCAACUCCUGGUACACGGGACUAUGAUAAGCAGCAGUGCAUGGAUUUGAAUCUCUUGCCUCCCCAAAUUCAACACCCUGUAUAUGGCUUGUGAUGUGAAUCUGGCUUUACUAAACUAAUGUAUAGUUGAAGGACUUUUCUCCCUAGGUAUGUGCAUACUAAGUGUUGUCCAUUUCCUGUAGUAACUAAUGACUAGACAGUAAAUUAGUAGAGCCCAUUCAUUUGUAAAAUUUCAUUAGGCUCUGUAUGGCCUGUCUUGUUUGUACCAUUUGCCUGUAACUAUCUCCCUUUUAUUCUCUAAAUAGGCAAGUUCAUCAACCAUUUGUAGAAUGUAAUUUACGUAGAUGGAAAAUAUCUGGUGUGCUUCACUCCACAUGUAUUUGCAGCAUCAAUAUACGGUAAUCUAAAGUUCAAUGAUAUCUGGGAAAUUCCACAAGAAUGUAA
Triticum dicoccoides is the source of this 2876-nucleotide messenger RNA. RefSeq names its product digalactosyldiacylglycerol synthase 1, chloroplastic-like. Gene Ontology annotation, biological process: galactolipid biosynthetic process. Bases 7 to 2526 code for a protein of 839 amino acids. NCBI's taxonomy places the organism in Eukaryota, Viridiplantae, Streptophyta, Magnoliopsida, Poales, Poaceae. Gene Ontology annotation, cellular component: chloroplast outer membrane. Gene Ontology annotation, molecular function: digalactosyldiacylglycerol synthase activity. The record is from RefSeq and is a predicted model, not a curated record. The transcript is spliced from 8 exons.